UGUCCUGUGCCUUUAAGAAGCUCCACACCGCUGCUGCGCUUGGCUUUUCUGUUUUUUCCACCGGUGUGUUUCACUAUGGCGAAGGCAUAAACAAAUAGAGCGCUACGCAAUGGGCAGCAAAGCCCCAGUUAACGGUGAACACAUCUCUCCGUCACGCCACUUCAUAAGAGAGUCCUCACGGUCUUAGUUCAGUAGGUUGUGCUUUCGCUUUUUUUUUUUUUUUUUAAUAUUUGGUGUGGUCAUAGUCUCAGAUGCUGUCAGUGACAACAGCGAUGAAAAUAGUUUGCGUGUCCACAGUGAACACCUCAGUUGUAGCAGCAGCCGGUGAUACAGGCUAGCCGAGCGUAGCUGCUCGCCCCCGGACGUUUCUUUCGCGUUUUAACGACUGAACAUGGGAAGAGGAGAGCGCUAACGUCGCGACCGUCAGCUCAUAACAACACAGAUUUUUUUGAUCCACUCUGCGAGCUUUAGUCCGCUCCUGCUCUUCAGUUCAGUGCGAGUUGAGCCGUCGUGAAAAAUGUUGACAGGAUCUAAAACCACGUUCAAAGUGAGACAAAUGCUCCCAGACAUCAAGGAGAGGAUGCUGAGUCAGACCGGGGUAAACGCGAGGAGUCGAGAUCUGUUUGGGCUCCGAUGCCUACCAGGCGAGUGUGUACUUCAGAGAGCUGUUAUGGUGAGGAAGAAGUUGACUGCCAGGGAAGGAAGAGGCUGGCUGUCUGGGACCCUCUUCUGUACUCACUUCAGAGUGGCCUUUGUGCCCCAGGACAGUCCCAAACCUGACGACAAUGCAGACCCAGUGCUACUAGGAGACCACGAUGUGGCUUUGGCAUCUAUAGAGAAAGUUGUUGUUGUGGGCCCAAACAGGACCAAGCUGGUGACACCAAACUCCUCGCUGAAGUUCACUCCGGAGGAGCUGGUGCUUUACUGCAGGGACAUGCGAGUCGUCUGCUUCCUUUUUGACCGCCUCACUCCUGAGUCACAAGUCCAAGAGAUGACCUACAGCAUCGCUAAGACCUACCAGCCUCCCAAACCAGGGUCUGUGUUAUCUUUCCAGAACGCCGCCCUCGGCAGUGUAGAAAUGAAGCAGUUUCUAAGCAACCGUCGCCGAGACGCCCACAUGAACUGGUUUGAAUCUGCCUCGGACUGGGAGCAGGAGCUGGAACGCUGUGGAGCCACUAGCUGGAGGGUCAGCUCAGUCAAUGACCGCUUUGAAAUGUCAACCAGCCUGCCUCGCUUCAUCGUGGUCCCACAGAAGGUUUUAGACACCGAGCUGAAGAAAAGCUUCGCCCACUUCAAUGAAGGACGCAUCCCUCGCUGGUGUUGGCGACAUCCCAGAGGCAGUGAUCUACUGCGAAUGGCCAGCUUCCAGAAUAACAUCUACCAUGAGAAAGAUGACAUCAGAAACCUGGAGAUGAUCCUGUUUGGUUGCCAGUCCUCUUUGUGUGUGGUGGUGGAGCUGGGCGAGGAGCUGCCCUCGCCUGCCGACAUCCAGCUGGCACACAGCCGCCUGCGCGCCCUUUGUCUGGGAGAUAUCUCCACAUCUAUGUCGGUGCCUGAUGACAAAUGGUUAUCUACCCUGGAAAGCACCCACUGGCUAGACUACACAAGGUCCUGUUUGAGGAAGGCUUCAGAGGUAGCCUGCUUGCUUCGUGGUGGUCACCUGACUGUGGCACUUCAAGAGGUGGAGGACCGGGACAUGAGUUGCGUGGUCUCCAGCCUGGUGCAGGUGAUGUGUGACCCCCACUGUCGGACAAUGUAUGGUUUCCAGGGUCUGGUGCAGAAGGAGUGGGUGAUGGGCGCGCACCGCUUCUACAGCCGCAUUAACUACCACCGUGACAACGACAAGGAGGAGGCUCCAGUCUUCCUGCUCUUCCUGGACUGCGUUUGGCAGCUGUGGUCCCAGUAUCCCUCUCGCUUCCAGCUGACAGAAGACUUCCUGUUGGCACUGCAUGACAGCGUCCACCUGCCACUCUUCUCCACCUUCCUGUCAAACUGCCAGCGAGAGAGAUGCAAACGCUCCCAGAAUCUCGGGCAGUGCUACACGCCCGUCAACGGCUGGAGAGAUGUGCUGCAUCCAGAUUCUUCCACAGAUCCGUCUGACCCUCCACUGCCCCCGGUGUGGGACUGGUCCCUGCAGUACAGCAAGCCGAGACAAAGCCGUUUCACGCAGCCCGUGCCCCCGACUCCUCCGCUCCAACCGCUGCUCAACGGCAACCUCAACACCAACCCCGACAAACACAGGCUGACCGACGCCGUCCCGGGCUCAGUGUUUCUGCUCUCGCGGGGCACCUUCUCCUGUCCAACUAACCUGCUUCCGUGGCGCAACAGCAGCAGCAGCAGUUCAGGUGUUUACAAAAAGAGCCACCGGAGGGCGCUGUCCUCUGAGAAUGUGCCUGGCCUGGAGAGACUGCUGAAAGCUUGGGCUCUAGUUGAGUUUCCCCAGGCCCUCACAUCUACGUCUGGACCUCAAGGACCACUUGACCCCUAUGAGCCCUUACUGCCCCUUCUUAUGGGCCCCUGCAUGGGCCUGUGGAGGGAGUGCUACCUGCGCGGGGCGCUCCAUGCGCAGGCGUUCUCUCACCCCCUCUCUGCCAACCACCUCCACCCUGUGGAGAGGCUAGCGCAGGAGGUGCAGCAGCUCAAAGACAAGCUAGAACAAGUCUCCACCAGCACGGAUCCUACCCCGCCCGCCGUGACAGCCGAGCCCCGGAGAGCCGACACCAACCUGAACCAGAACACCAACAACGGCACCUUCCUCUUCCCGGCGUCGAGGCCUCAGAGCGCAGGCGCUCUCAGAGCAGCACCCCUCCCUACCUCGGCCAACCAACACACCUCCAGGGGCGCUCCCGCCGCCUCUGCUCCACAAUCCAGGCCUGCUCACAAAGACACGGGUGGCAGCAGCAAGCACACAUUCCUGUUUGGGCACUCGUCUGUGAUUGAUGCACAUCCUGACCAGCGAUACUACUCGGCGUCCAGUAACGCCAAGCUGCCUAAGAGUAACGGACCCUCGCUAGCUUCCUGAGAUCUGACCGUUUUCCACCCCGUGACCGGGUACUCUAACCAAAUGACACAGACAUGUCCCUCAGUGGUGCCACGAACUGAGAGGAGCAGACGUGUAAUAACGUGUCCAUAAGGCGAUUAGAAACAGAGACAUUGUGACGGACCACAUUGAACUGAAGCUGUAUGAAAUGAUCAGUGCAAGAGCUCUUUCCUCUGCUACUUAUCACGUGUACUGUAUCAAAUAAUGUGACAAGUCUUUUGUAUAUUUGAAUAAAUAUUCCUUUAAUUAAAUUGCAAAGAAAAAAAGUCAUGCCUGAAGGUGCUGAAUGCUGGAAGUACACCUCACAGUAUGCAGAAACCGUCGCCGAGACUAUUUCUUUGUAAACUUCCUGAUGUCACCCUUUAAGAAAGAGACAGAAAGCUUGUCGUUUCUAUUUUUACCUUCUUAUCCACGGGGGGGUUGCACUGACAGGGCGGAGUGGAGAUAAAUGUGUUAAGCGAUGGGUCCUACAGGCACUUUUCAGGACGUGAUCUAGAAUGGACACACUUGAGCGUUUCAAUGGAUUUAACCUCUGACCUGUGUGCCCUUAAGGCUCCAUGCCUCCAGAAGACUUUUUUUUUUUUAAGUUGGUAACUCUUAAUGAUUUUUUCUUUGUUGCUGUUUGUCAACGUCAAAUAGAAGAUUAAAUUAUUGUUUGGAAAAUAAUAAUUUCCAAAAACCGUCAUUUUCUAACUCCAGGCGCUGCGACCAGUUGAAUUUAGGGCAUGAGCGCUAUUUUGGUACCGCUGUGCUCUCAUAUCUCUCCGCUCACAUGCACGCUGCUCGGGAGCAGCGAGAGGCCUAUAUUCAGUUUAUGGUGUUAUGUCAGCCUGGAGUUUUCUGGAUGUUUCUGCAGUUCCUGCAUGAUGAAGAUCAUUUCAGGGCUUUAGUAUGAUAUGUGUUUGUAUUGAUCGCUAAUGGACAUGUGGAUACGUGUGAUUAUUUUCAACCAAAGUUGGUAUUAUUUGAAAAUGUUUCCAUCAUUUUUAUGGUGGUGAAAAAAAACAAACAUAAUUGUGCUCUUUUGGACUUCUGUACCUUGAGAAGGUAGCAGUGUUUGAAGUAAAGGGAGGCUCCGUUCCUCCUGUGUUUACCUUCUAUUUGAUCUCCUCACGUCCUGCCUGCUGCCGUAUUAGUAUGCAGUCAGCAUUUAGGUCAAGGAUUUGUCUGAAAAGCACAGAGGGAAGUAUUUGGUCCUGCACCUUUAAAUCCAAACAGUUUGCAUGAUGUGGGUGUCGAGUAGAUGCACUGGCGUCAUUCCCACGGAUGAAUGAAUUUGCACCAUUGCUAAAAGGGAUGUUUAAAGUAUCCAUUAUCAUUAUUCUUUCUUUUUAAACGCAGGAUAACAGUUGUCAGAUGUCCGUCUGAUACCGGCCUUCUCUCAUGUCAAAAGGUACCUCACUUGAUAGCACUAUGAAUUAUUCAAUUGCUGUAAAUAUUCAUUAUGUCAAUAUUAAGGCAUUGACUUCAGCUACAGUUUCAGAGCUUUCCAGGUGUGAUGCCAAUGGAUUUGCUGGUCUUCUGCGGAAAAAGGGGAAAAAAAGUCAUCGUUGUCCCGUUGCAUGGAAGAUCUAAUUUGAUCUUCAGCUCACACCUGCUGCUGUGUCUUUGUAUCAUUUCAUGUUUUUGGUACUUACAUUUGCCAGAUGUACAUAUUUUUCUUUUUUUGUACUCGCAUGUUUUGAUCCCUGAUAAAUAAAAAGAGAAGUGUUACCAGCUC
Molecule: messenger RNA, 4760 nt
Organism: Maylandia zebra (zebra mbuna)
Lineage: Eukaryota; Metazoa; Chordata; Actinopteri; Cichliformes; Cichlidae
Gene: mtmr11
Product: myotubularin related protein 11
Biological process (GO): phosphatidylinositol dephosphorylation
Cellular component (GO): cytoplasm; membrane
Source: RefSeq, a predicted model, not a curated record